AUGACCCAAGCGCGCGCAGCCUUUCUGCGCAACGAAGCGACUCGGCGGUGGCUCGUGAAGGACGAGCUGGCGUUCCUCUUGCUGCACUACAAGCAGGUGAGCGUCCCGCUGGUCUGCUCGGCGCAGCCACGGCCACCAAGCGGCACGUUGCUGUUCUACAACACACUGGAGGUCUCGGACUACAAGAAAGAUGGAUGGCGUUGGCAGAAGCGCAAAGACAAGAGUGGACGGGUUCGUGAGGACCGCGCAAAGCUCGUGAUCAACCGAGAGGUCAUCAUCUUGGGAAGUUAUGUGCAUUCGGCCGAGAUUUCCUCAUUCCAUCGUAGGAUCUACUACAUACGGGAUUCCACGAAACACAUUGUCCUUGUGCACUACUUUGACGAGAUGAACAGAGGUGGAGUGGGACCUCGAGUGUCGACACGCGUAAGCAAGUCGAGUAACGAAAUCGAUCGGUCGUUGCCCGCUGCUGCUGUAUCGAUGUCACCGCUCCAGCAACAACGUCCACUGAACUUUGUGGCACCUGACGAAACAGCUGAAUCCAUCGUGAAAAGCUGCUUCGACAUAACGGAUUCGGGGCCCCGAGCAACAAAAUCUCAGACGUUGUCGGUACACAAUUUUGAUGCAAACAUAGCGUUGCUGAAGGGGGGCAAAAUGGACGAGAAGAGCGCAGAAUUUCAUGCAGACGACCGAAUGUAUGACCUGGGCUGUGCCGAUUCUCUCGAAGAGCGUACUUUCGGAUCGAAAGGCCGGCAACCCUUCCUGACUAAAAUUUCUGAUUUCUCGCCUGACUGGGACUUCAAAGACGGUGGGGCCAAGGUUUUGAUCUGUCUGGCAGCGAGCCUUCCAGAGGGUGUCGCGCACGAUACCACGAAUUUGUUUGUGCAGUUUGGUGCCAAACGAACUCGCGCAGAAGUGGUUUCGGACACGAUGCUACGUUGUACAGCUCCUGGUUGUAUAGAUACCGGCAUUGUCGACAUGUACGUAUGUCAUCGGAUCGAAAGUCUACAACAAGAGGCUUUUCAGCUAUCACAGAGAAGAAAGUUCACCUACCGAAGUUACCGACAGGCGUCUCCAUCGCUUGUGGGCGAAGGAGCGACGGAUGGACACGUUUGUGCAGUAGAGGAAGCUGUUGACCUGCCUAAACUUGCAGUAUCCCGUUCUGCACACAGCGCCUUCGGCACGGGCAAGCGAGUUCGAUCUCGUGCUAGUCAUUCCCAUCCCGUUGUUGAUAGCAAUCGGCCGCUGAACAAUUUUCUAGGAUCGAACCGGUCGUUGUCGACAUACGUUGAGUCGGAUCUCGACGAACGGCAGUGCAAGAUUCGGGUCGUUGAGCGAUUGUCCGAGUUUCACCAAGCGAUACAGAUAAAAGCUGUGGAGUCGUCUGCAGUUGAGAAUCUCAGCUCUGGUGUGUCAGUAAGUUCCAGUGGUGAGAAAGACAUAUUUGCUGAUGUGAGCGGCGGACCAGCUCUACCGAGUAAGCAGAUAUCUGGAAAGACCUGUGCGUCAACCUGCCAAGAACAGCUCACGGGUGAGCCAGUUCCUCAACCAAGCAUACGCGACGGACCGCCAGCCUCGUUGACUUCUUUCGGCGAUACAUCGGCGUCUUUGGACGACUGUACGAUCGAGGCGCUAAGUGACAAUGAGUUGGAGCAGCUUUCCGAGCAACUACUGGUGCGCGUCGUGCAUCAGCUUGUAACAGUUGCACAUACGAGCGAGGAGUUGCUGGAGGAGCUCAAUUCGCUCGAUGAAGCUGGCUUGAGUUUGUUGCACUAUGUGAGCUUUUACAAUUACUCUCGAUUGGUGCCUCUUCUGCUUGCCCACGGCGUACAAAUCAACCAACAAAGUACUCAAGGGCAGACAGCGCUUCACUUGGCAGCAGGAUGUGGUCACGACCAAGUGAUCGACGUGUUGCAGCAGUCUGGGGCAGAUUUGCAAGCCCUCGAUUUUGAAGGCUUGACUGCUGCUGAUCGUGCUGAAAAGUCUGGCCACAUGGACGCUGCAGCCAAAUUGCAUCGCUACAUGGGGGACGGUGCUCUUGUCGACACGAGUAUUGUCGAUGAAAUGUACGGAACGCUUAUGGAGAUGGAUGGCAUGCCGACGCCGUACAUGGAUGCAGGAGACAUGGGCCUUCUGGAGAGCAAUGAUUACGGAGAGAUUGGCACAGGACAACUACAUUUUCACUCAACUCGCUGUGAGAGUCCGUAUGUGGCAAGCUUAGCGUCGAAGACAUCCUCUCGCAUAGGCGAAACGCAGGAGCACAACCGUAAGCUUCUACUUGGGGCUUUUUCCACGAUGAGCUUGCACGACAAAUGCGCACUGUCAUUGAGCAUCUCACGAGACUCGGCGGGUAAUGCUGCAUGGCGUCGUGAGACUAUGGAUGAGGAAGACCCUCUGACCGCUUCUAGCACUAGCAGCUCAGUGACAUCAGUGGGUCACAGCUUCUCCCCCGUAAGCACAGCUGGCAUGGAUGCCGCUGACCUUGCUGAUGGGCGAUUCGUCCUGCCCGGAACUCGAACCGAUUCGGAUGUUCAUAGCGUUAUCGCUGAAAACAAGGAAGGUUUGAACAAGCUCCAAGCAGCCAUGGAACUCAUGGGACCAGAAGAAAGGCAGUCGCUGGAAGACGAGGUGAAAGUACUGCAGCACGGUAUACGCGCGUGGUUGCUCAAGCGGAACUGCAGGAACAUGCGUGAGACGACAAUACAGCUUCGCGAAGCCACACAAAGUAUCGAGCAGCGAGACGCUGCGAAACACCUUCCUUCUGAGGUACACGCGCAGUCAGAACGUGAGCGUGCCGCCAUAACUGUCCAAGCCGCAACGCGGAGUAUGUUGGCUCGCCGUAGUUUUCUGCAUACGAAGCACGUAGCCAUUAAGCUGCAAGCGGCCACACGGGGAGUGCUCUGUCGUAAACACUUUGCUCGCAUGAAGGCGCAUGCUCUGGCCUCACUGGUGAUCCAGCGCAAUGUUCGCGAGUGGUGGAGCAAGCAGCCGACUGCUGCACGGUCAGAAGGUCUUGGCAGCACAACAGGCGACGCAAGAGAAAAAGAAAACGCCACGGAAGACGAGAAGCCAUCAAGCUCACCUGACGCACGUGAACGAGCGCUGUGCGACGAGUUGCGCCAUAGUUUGUAA
Molecule: messenger RNA, 3129 nt
Organism: Hyaloperonospora brassicae
Lineage: Eukaryota; Oomycota; Peronosporomycetes; Peronosporales; Peronosporaceae
Source: the annotation of a GenBank genome assembly